Molecule: messenger RNA, 1965 nt
Organism: Scophthalmus maximus (turbot)
Lineage: Eukaryota; Metazoa; Chordata; Actinopteri; Pleuronectiformes; Scophthalmidae
Product: E3 ubiquitin-protein ligase RNF126
Exons: 9
Coding region: 49-996 (315 amino acids)
Biological process (GO): protein ubiquitination
Cellular component (GO): cytoplasm
Molecular function (GO): ubiquitin protein ligase activity
Source: RefSeq, a predicted model, not a curated record
CGGCGCUCCGUAGUCCUUCCGCUCUCUCUCCCUGUUUAGUGGCUAAAGAUGGCUGAAGCACCUCCAUGGCCCAGUCGCUUCUUCUGUCACAGAUGCUCGGCAGAGAUCAGCCCUCGGCUUCCCGAGUAUACGUGUCCAAGAUGUGACUCAGGGUUUAUUGAGGAGCUGCUAGAGGAGAGAAGUGCUGACAAUGGCUCCAUGUCUACCAUAUCCAGCGGGCCCCAGAACCAGCAGCCAUUUGAGAAUACAGACCCACACUUGUUCACUUUCCCAUCGGGCUAUGGUCAGUUUGCCCUGGGCGUCUUUGACGACAGUUUUGACUUUGGGGCUGGACUGGGAACAGAGGACAACAGGGAGGCUGAAAACAGGAGGGAAAGGGAAACAGCAUCACGGCAACGAUAUGGUGCUAGGCAACCGAGGAGUCGCCAUGGUUCAAGACGGCAAGCCGGCAGGCAUGAAGGGGUACCCACUUUAGAAGGAAUCAUACAGCAGCUAGUGAAUGGAAUAAUUGCACCUACUGCAAUGCCAAAUAUUGGUGUUGGGCCAUGGGGUGUUCUUCAUUCAAAUCCAAUGGAUUAUGCCUGGGGUGCUAAUGGAUUAGAUGCAAUUAUAACUCAGCUAUUAAACCAGUUUGAGAAUACGGGACCGCCGCCUGCUGAUAGGGAUAAAAUAAAAAGUCUUCCUACAGUACAAGUUACAGAUGAGCAUGUUGCUUCGGGGCUGGAAUGUCCCGUGUGUAAAGAAGAUUACAGUGUUGGAGAAAAUGUGAGGCAGCUCCCAUGCAACCACAUGUUCCACAAUGAUUGCAUAGUGCCCUGGCUGGAACAGCAUGACACUUGUCCUGUGUGCAGGAAAAGCUUGUGUGGACAGAACACAGCAACGAACCCUCCAGAAUUAUCAGGGAUGAACUUUACCUCCUCUUCUUCCUCUUCCUCCUCCUCUACCCCUCAGUCAUCAAGUUCGACAAGCAAUGAGAACUCCACUGAUAACUCCUAGAGGAACAUUUCUCCUUAUCGCCCUUUGAGCUGUUUAUAGCUCAUAGGCUGCUUCAACUUCAGAGCAGUGACCUCCAGUUUCUCCCUGUCCUAGGGUAGAGACCUGAGUGCAUCUCGCCAGGAGCACUCAAGCCUGACUCAGGGGUAAGUGAUAUUUGAGGUCCUUUCUGAUGCUCCCACCCUCAUCAGGAAUCUGAACAAAGGAAGGGCAGAGGCCCCUGGAGUGCAGCUUCCGUCAGGGAGGAUAUGGAGAAGCAUAGAUUCUUCAAGAGGUUUGAUCUGUCCAAAUCAACCUCAUACAGGGAAGAGAAAGCAAAGGAAUCCAAUGGUAGAGGACUCAGGACAACAAGACAGUUGUUGUCCUUUUUUCUUUUUUUUAAUCGCCGGACUUUUAUGAUUUAAAAUGACCCACUUUUGCCAGUGAAGCAAGAAGAAAUGUACAGUUAUUACUUUUAUUAUUGGGUAUUCAUAUUCCACAGAUGAAAUGACCCAAAGUGCACUGUAGUGCACUGUUUAACCGUGCACUUCAGCUACUUCAUGGUUUGGAAAUAUCAUGUUUGAUUGCUUUAGUUCUCAAAAGAAAAUGACAAUUCAUAGAAUAAUUUCAUAAUCAAGGUCCUCCAGUUAUAAGGUUAUCUGACACCAAACAAGUACCAGUGUUUGUACUUGAAACGAUGUCAAACUGCAGUAACUUUGUGCCGUUUGGAUAAUGGUGUGGCUACUUAUUACAAAAUUAAACACAGAUUUUUGUUUUAAUUUAUUUUGUCUGUAAUUCAGAAACAAGGAUCAAGUUUUCAUAUUGUACACUUCUACAUUUUGCACAUUUGUGCAUUUUAACUUCAAGGUAAAUUAAAUAUUUUCUAAAGUUGCCAGUUGAAAAAUGAUUGAUUUGCAGUAUGAUCGUGUACAAAAAAAGGUAACGAUAUGAAAAUAAAGAUGUUUGGGUGCUACCACUCAAAAUUCAUGUGAA